AUGAAGAUUGUACUGAGGUCCAUUGUUGGGAGUGAGCAGGUGAGGGAGGUCACGCCGGAUACGAAUGUAGAGACUGUUAAAAAGUUUCUGGAGGAUGAAUAUAACACGGAUAGUUUGCGUUUGUGUUACAAUGGCGCUAUUCUGGAAAAUUCAAAGACAAUGACGGAGUUAGGCGUGAAGGAGAAUGCGGUUUUUAUCAUUGCUGGGAACAAGCGAAAUAAAAACAAGCCACAGGCGAAGCCAGCGACAUCCGCACCUCCGCCGCAAACAAAAACAAAUUCUUCUUUUGAGCCCACUUCAGUUGGCCGUGGACAGUGGGAGGGCGCAAUAACUGAUCCGGCGACAAGUGGAGCGGGAGGUGCGCCUGGUGGAAUCGCUGAGUCCCGGCAGGGGGCGGAACCACCUCCUUCGGAAGCAGCACCCUCGCAAGGCCUGGCUUUGCAUGGCAUUGACCCAACCCUCGUGGACAACAUCAUUGCCAUGGGGUUUGAGGAUCGUGAACAGGUGGCUUUGGCGCUACGAGCGGCGUACAUGAACCCUGAUCGUGCUGUUGAGUUUCUUUGCACCGGGAUUCCAUCCGAUGUUCUGCAGCGGAUGAAUGAGCCUGCUAUCAACCCGUCUGCAAGCUCCGAGCGGAUGUCAUCGCUAACAGACCGGCUAACGUCGCACAUGCGCCAAGAUGAUAGUGACUCGGCUCUUUACAAUGCAUUAAUGCAAAUCCCUCAGUUUGGAGAAAUACGCUCGAUAGUUCAGGCCAAUCCAGAGUCUCUUCCCACCGUCGUACAACAGCUCCGUAUACACCACCCGGAGGUCAUUGGGUUGAUCCAGCAGGAUCUAGAAGGGUUUUUGCGGAUCAUGGGGAAUCCUGGCCAGACAGAAUUCACAACCAGCACGGGCGGCGGUGUCGAUGUCCCCCCUGACUCUGUUUCCAUUCCACUGAGGGAAGAGGAACGUGUCGCCGUUCAACGCCUCGUUGAACUGGGUGGAGGUGCUUGGACUGAAGAGGACGCGAUUGAGGCUUACCGUGCGUGUGAAGAAAGCGAAGAAGCUGCGGCUCAUCUUCUUUUUAGUAACUUCUUUGAAUAG
This is a messenger RNA of Trypanosoma cruzi, 1086 nucleotides long. Its product is annotated as UV excision repair RAD23-like protein, putative. The record is from RefSeq and is a predicted model, not a curated record. NCBI's taxonomy places the organism in Eukaryota, Euglenozoa, Kinetoplastea, Trypanosomatida, Trypanosomatidae. The transcript has a single exon. Gene Ontology annotation, cellular component: nucleoplasm; cytosol. The coding region runs from base 1 to 1086 and encodes 361 amino acids. Gene Ontology annotation, molecular function: proteasome binding; polyubiquitin modification-dependent protein binding; ubiquitin binding. Gene Ontology annotation, biological process: nucleotide-excision repair; proteasome-mediated ubiquitin-dependent protein catabolic process.